Naegleria gruberi is the source of this 1218-nucleotide messenger RNA. RefSeq lists its product as uncharacterized. The record is from RefSeq and is a predicted model, not a curated record. Lineage: Eukaryota; Heterolobosea; Eutetramitea; Acrasida; Naegleriidae. Bases 1 to 1218 code for a protein of 405 amino acids. Gene Ontology annotation, molecular function: catalytic activity. The transcript has a single exon.
AUGAUAAAUCAUCAAAUUGCAACCUCAUCAAUCAUUAAACAAUUAAUUACGAAAAAUUCCAAGUCAUCUAUUAAUCUCCUCUUCAAGAAUGGUAAAAUAGUUACGGAUUUUGAUGUUUCCACCAAUUCUACAGAUUUUUUGAAACAAUUUCCGAGAGGAGCCUACACGGCAAUGAGAACUUUGCAUCGACACUCGGUUUUUCAAUUAAAGUUUCAUGUCCAUCGUUUGAUUUAUACAACCAUGAAGAUGAUCAAUGAUGAACAUUUGGAAAUUAAUACAAAUUCACCAAAAUCCGAAUCACUAAUUGAAGAAUGUUCCAUAGGAAUGUAUCCAUUAUCUUUGUUGUCAAGUGUAGAGAAAUCGAAUAACAAUGAAAAACAUGAAUUGUUUUUGGAAGAAGUUGUUAAAACUCUUGGACAAAGUAUUGCGGAAUAUUCAAUCAAUGUUGAUGAUGAACAUCCAAAUGAAUGUGAUCAAUUAUCAGUGGAAGAAUUAAAAGUGACUCUCUUACUCGUUUGGUAUCAUCAAAGAAAGAGCUCAUCUGAAAUUUCUACAUCCUUUGAUCUCUAUUCACACAUUACAAAGCUGGGUGAGAGACCUUCCAAACCAGUCUUUGUAGAUAUAGUUCCAGGAAGUAGAUGCCAUCUUGGAAAUGCAAAGGAUAGUAUUUGGAUUACUGAAAGAAACUCAAUGUUAAAUAAGAAAACUCAAUCAUCCAAUGAAGUGUUAAUGUGUGAAGAGAGUGGAAUUGUCAGAGAGGGAACUAGCUCUAAUUUCUUUAUUAUUAACAGGGAUGGAAAGGUUGUCACUGCUAGAGAUGGAAUUUUAUUUGGAAGUGUUCGAGGAUUGUUAAUUCCAACUCAAGAUCAAGCUCAAUCCAUUCUCAAAAAUUCCACAGAAGAAGAAUCAUGUGAAACAGUUCUUAAAAGUAGUGAAUACACAGAAGAUAAUCCAACCAUUAGAGAUUUAUUAAAUUGGAAGGAGGCAUUCAUAACCAGUACCUCUCGUCUCGUUCUUCCAAUCAAGACCAUUAAUAUUGCCAAGGAGUGUAUCGAUAACAUAUUGACAAGAGAAGAGAUUGAACAAGUGAAACCACAUCUCAAAGAGCUCAAUUCUUACUAUUAUUCAUACGAACUUGAAAGUGUAGAUCAAUGUAUUCAUCUUAAUCAAUUACUUGUAAAUAAGAUGCAAUCAAUGAGCAUUCGUGUGGUUAACUAA